Messenger RNA from Ectocarpus sp. CCAP 1310/34, 2691 nucleotides. NCBI's taxonomy places the organism in Eukaryota, Phaeophyceae, Ectocarpales, Ectocarpaceae. The record is from the annotation of a GenBank genome assembly.
AUGCCUGCUGGAGCUCUUCAUUGGUUGCCAACCGAACUCCCGGCGGGCGUGAGAUUUAUCGUGUCCACGAUAGCAACCACAGACAAGGGCGGUACACCAAAGCCGCACAGAACAUACCUCGAGCUUCUGCGGCGGAAAUGCCCAGUCCUCAUGAUGGAGGCCAUGAACGGUGAAUGUCAGGAAGCCAUCAUCGGUGCGUUCAUGCAAAUGCACCCAAAACAAAUCCAGCUCACCAAGGAGCAGAUCAAACGGAUCAUACACCUGGAGGUGCAGUCCAAGCCAAUGUACCUCCGGACUUUACUAUACGCACUCCGCCAAGGAGUAGCGCUAGAAUCGGGGGAGCCAGUCUCCAAGUCUUCGUCGCCAAGUGUUGCCACGGCGGCAGAAUCCGCCCCCGGGGUUGAUGCCUCCAGUACGGGUAGCGUCGCUUCCAAUCCGAACGGCGCUGCUGGAAAGGUGCCGGACCGGCUGCUGGACUUAUAUUUGUCGUCGGAAGACAGCAUUUCGCUCACGUCCAAGGUGCUGGACGUGUACGCUGCCUCGGAACGGUCUGAUGGAUUGCGAGUUUUGGGAAAAUCGCGAUACAAGUUGAUUGUUAUCACUUCGUGCGUUAUUUUCUCACAGGAUAAUACGAUGUUGGUUCAAGGGCAACGCAGUUUCAGCCACGAGGAGUUCCGUGGUGUGGUUUACUCCAAAUACAUCCAGAGCCCAGAAACAAUGGUUCGUUUGCACAUACAGAUGGCGCGCUACUUCGCGCGGCUCCCUGCUUCCGACCGAAAGGUGAGCUUCUGUUGGGCGAAAGGUGCCGUCCGCUUGAUGUUUCAGCUUGCCACGAGACACAUGCUGAGAUAUUUUCAUCGUAUGGACGUUCGUCGUGAUCAGGUGGAAUGUCAACCCUAUCAUCUCGAAGCUGCCGGAUGCUGGAACAAGCUAAAAAAUUGCCUCGUCGACAUCGAUAUGUUCGGUAUUUGGUGGACUCCUAAUCACAAAAAGGAGUUUGUUGCACUUUGGGCAAGUCUCACUAACGCCAACAACAAGGAUGCACUUGCAAAGAAACUGGUAACUUCUGAGUUUUCCAAGACCAUGGAGUGGAAGCAGAGCCCGCGACCUUGCUAUGACAUGGUGGAGGAGUACAACCGCAGUCUUGAUGAGUACAAAGACAAGGAUCUGGGAUCUCUUGGGGUGCCGUUUCUGAGUGUUGACGAAGACGGCCGUAGUGUGUUGAACAAGCCAUUGCUGACAGAGACCAAGGAGGAUGACAAGCCAGCCGGCGUUGACCAGCCACCCAAACCGAACGAAGAUUUCCCGGACUGCACAACGUACUUCUAUCAUCGGUGGAUGUGGAUACAGUUCCCCUGGGUUGCUUUGGCCAACUGUGGAGAGAAGUACUUGAUCGGGAUCUCCUUAAAAGACCAAACAGAUUCGCUCGGCGUCGGGAGAAUGACGAAGCAACUAAAAAAGAAGGGAAUGGGGAAACCUAUGCCAGGAGUACUUUCAGACUCAGGAAGCGUUACACAAACAGGUGCCAGAGGUCGCAAGGGUGGGGCGGACAAAUCCGUUGAGCGUGGUGGUCGUGGAGGUGCCAAGGGCCACAAGAGAGCAGAGGACGAAAGACUCCAAAAUGGUAUUGCAUCGCAGUUGUCGCCUGCGAGGGCUGCUAGACGAAGGCGAUCGUUCAAAAGAGGUCCCAGCGAGGGGGGCUCCGCAGACGAAGACAGCAACUACUGGACCAAGAUGAUGAGUGUCAUACGCGGGGAGAUCCAAGAGUACAGAUCCGAGCUGGAUUCUUUGACGAUAAAAAGGGUGCAAAUGGAGAGGAAGUUAAAACAGGUCACCGACGAGGCCAGCCAGAUGUCGGAACUUGCCGGUGCGAAGCAAAAGGGCGAAGACAAGGUUGCUCACCUCUUGCGAAGGGAAGCCAAGGUGACGAAAUCGCACGCCCACGCUAGGCUACUUGCGAAGAACUACAAGUGUCUCCUGCUCAUGUGCGAGAGACAUCCCGCCCACUCAAAGGAAGAGAUGCUCUUCAAUCGUCACAAGCAACACGAAACCCUGCAAAGAAGCAAUGCUGCCAGCACCGAGCGACUAUCACAGUUGAACUUUUCCAUGUCAACGGAAGACGGGGCUUCCACCAAGCGGCACAAGGCCCAUGCGAUGCUCGGGCAGCUGCGAGAAGGGGGUGGUGGUGACGGCGGGGAAGGUGGAGGCACCGAAGGGUGGGAGGAGGCGUGGGCAUUGAUUCGAGCGAGUACGGGCAUCGCAGAUCCCGACCUGUUCAUCCAGAAACACCUCAACUGCGACCACUUAGAGACCCAGCUUAUGGAACUCAAACAGGCGAGGAUGCUGCCGAAAAACCACAGCGGCAACAAGGAGGCCAGAGAUUUACACCAACGCCUCAAUGAAGCACAGGUGAGAUUGAAACGAUCAAAGGAGAGGUCAGACGCCAUGGAGAACCUGCAGAGGCAUACCGUGUCUGGCCUGAGACACAUCUGCGAUCUCCUCGGAGCACCCGAGUCCGAAGACGACGCCCAUGUGGCCGAGAUGGUGAGCUGGAUGAAUAUUGGGAUGGACUUUUUGCGAGAGGGCGACAGAUCAGGAGAAACCCGAAACCUCAUCACCCAUGGCACCCGACAAAUACGAAAUUGGCGUCCCUUCCCUAACUUCGUUUCGCAUUCAACAUGCAUGUAUUAG